GCUGAGCGGCGGGGAGCCGGCGCCCCGGCCCGCGGGGGAGCGGGCCGCAGCAUGGAGGACGACGCGCCGGUCAUCUACGGCCUGGAGUUCCAGGCGCGUGCCCUCACGCCGCAGACUGCAGAGACAGACGCCAUCCGGUUCUUGGUGGGGACGCAGUCUCUCAAGUACGAUAAUCAGAUCCACAUCAUAGACUUCGAUGACGAAAACAACAUCAUAAAUAAAAAUGUCCUCCUCCAUCAAGUGGGCGAGAUCUGGCACAUCAGUGCCAGUCCGGCGGAUAAGGGUGUGCUGGCUACCUGCUACAGCAAGACUUCAGACAGCAGAGUCCUGACGUGCGCGGCCGUGUGGAGGAUGCCGAAGGGACUGGAGCCAGGCAGCCACGAGUCCCCUGACGAUUCAUCAAGCACCGCGCACACCCUGGAGCUGCUCUGUCACCUUGACAACGCGGCCCGCGGCAGCUCGGCCUGCGUCAUGUGGGAGCCGACGGGAGACGGGAAGAAGGUGAUCUCGCUGGCCGACAACCACAUCUUGCUGUGGGACCUGCAGGAGAGCUCCAGCCAGGCCUCGCUGGCCAGCUCGGCGUCCCUGGAGGGGAAGGGACAGCUGAGGUUCACGUCGGGGCGGUGGAGCCCCCAUCACAACUGCAGCCAGGUGGCCACGGCCAGCGACACCACCGUGCGGGGCUGGGACACCCGCAGCAUGAGCCAGAUCUACUGCAUCGAGAACGCGCACGGGCAGCUGGUGCGGGACCUGGACUUCAACCCCAACAAGCAGUACUACCUGGCGAGCUGCGGGGACGACUGCAAGGUCAAGUUCUGGGACACCCGCAACGUCACGGAGCCCGUGAAGACCCUGGAGGAGCACUCCCACUGGGUGUGGAACGUCCGCUACAACCACUCGCACGACCAGCUGGUCCUCACGGGCAGCAGUGACAGCAGGGUCAUCCUCUCCAACAUGGUGUCCAUCUCCUCUGAGCCCUUCGGCCACCUGGUGGACGACGACGACCUGAGUGACCAGGAGGAGCGCCGCCUGGACGAGAAGAGCCAGGAGCCGCCGCGGGACAGCGUGGUCGCCGCCUACGAGGAGCACGAGGACAGCGUGUACGCCGUCGACUGGUCCUCGGCUGACCCCUGGCUCUUUGCCUCGCUGAGCUACGACGGGCGCCUGGUCAUCAACCGGGUCCCCCGCGCGCUCAAGUACCACAUCCUGCUCUGACCGCGCCCUCCCUGCCUGCCCUGCCGGCUCGGGCUCCCGCCCUGUCUGGCCUCUGGGGGUUAAAGUGAAAUAAAGGACCAGAGGCUC
Talpa occidentalis (Iberian mole) is the source of this 1302-nucleotide messenger RNA. RefSeq names its product EARP complex and GARP complex interacting protein 1 (gene EIPR1). Gene Ontology annotation, biological process: protein ubiquitination. Gene Ontology annotation, molecular function: protein binding. The transcript is spliced from 9 exons. Bases 52 to 1215 code for a protein of 387 amino acids. The record is from RefSeq and is a predicted model, not a curated record. Lineage: Eukaryota; Metazoa; Chordata; Mammalia; Eulipotyphla; Talpidae.